CAGAAACUUGUGAAGAACUUGCUGCAUUGCGAGGACCUCUGGAUUCAUUUUGGAUAAGGUGAGCACUCUCCUACCUCUUGACUAGGAUGGAUUUCGGCAGCUGUCUUUACCUCAUUUCUGAACAACUGGACAGUAAUGAACUGGCUGCCCUCAAAUUUCUAAGCCUGGACUUCAUCCCACUGAAGAAGCAGGAGCCCAUCAAGGAUCCCAUGGCAUUAUUCCAGAAACUGCAGGAAAGGGGUGUGUUCUGGGAAGGAAAUCUGUUCUUCCUGAAGGAGCUUCUUUUCCUCAUCAAUCGGCUGGACCUGCUGACCAAUAACCUAGGCAGCAGCAAGGAGGAGAUGGUGAAGAAACUGCAGAUUGCUGGCAAAGCCCAUGUGUCUGCCUACAGGGUCAUGCUAUUUCGUCUCUCAGAAGAAGUAAAAAUGGAGGACUUGAGAUCUCUUAAGUCUCUUUUUAAGGAGAAGAGCCCCAUUUGUAAGCUGGAUGAUGCCUCGAGCUUGCUUGACAUUUUCAUAGAGAUGGAAAAGGAGUCCCUUCUAGGAGAAGGAAAUUUGGACAACCUGAAAAAUAUGUGUGAGCAAGUCAACAAGAGCCUGCUGGAGAAGAUUGAGGAUUAUGAGAAAUCAAGCAGAGGGGAGGGGUGCUCCAGAGUGCAGGAAAUGUCAGACUCUCCAAGGGAACAAGACAGUGAGUCACAGAUCAAGGAGCAGGAGCAGCUUAUGUGAAUUCCCUCCAAACCUCUCUCUCCCAAACCUGAAUAUGAAAGAUCCUUCAUAUAACUCAAGAAUGAGUCUGGAGCAAAAGUGUGGAGUGCCCACAUGAAAGAGUUUCAGAGCUGUAAUAAAUGUAUAUACCUUAUAACAUGUACUGUAUUAUCUAAUAAAUUAUGAUAUAUAUAUUUGUUUUAAAAGUAUGUAUAACUUUUUAUGCUUACAAAGUUAAAAAACAUUCACUGAGAUAUUUGGAGAAUAUUGAGAAAUCUAUGAGAGGAAAAUAAGUCAUCUAUCUCCUACUAUCCGAAGAUGACAAUUGUUACUAGCAUGAUCCUGUCAUAUGUGGAAUUCAGGAGGUUGGGAGGGGUAUGAAAGUAGAGCUAUUAGAGUUUGGCAGGAGAAAGGGGUGGAGGAGGUUUGAGUGGGUAAUAUGGGGGUGAAAUAUGGUCAAAACACUUUAUACACAUCUAUGGAAGUAUCAUAACAAAACCCACUGCUUUGCUCAA
This is a messenger RNA of Nannospalax galili (Upper Galilee mountains blind mole rat), 1222 nucleotides long. Its product is annotated as caspase-8-like. The transcript is spliced from 6 exons. Bases 87 to 728 code for a protein of 213 amino acids. NCBI's taxonomy places the organism in Eukaryota, Metazoa, Chordata, Mammalia, Rodentia, Spalacidae. Gene Ontology annotation, molecular function: protein binding. The record is from RefSeq and is a predicted model, not a curated record. Gene Ontology annotation, biological process: negative regulation of extrinsic apoptotic signaling pathway via death domain receptors.